AUUAACUACACCUUCAAGCGGUGUAGCAGAAGCCGCUAUUUGAGAGCCCGACAGAUAUAACCAAAGAUUUGGAAAAGUGUUUUAUUGCUUAGUCUUUGUGCUGGCUCGAUAAAAUAAAUUAAACAUUGUAACGACAAUGAGUACAAAACAUGGACGAGAAUUAGCCUUGUCUAUGCUCAGAGCUUUGCCCAGAGUCUGUCUGAGAAAUAUUCGUGAUAACCCUGGUUCCAAACAGAAUGGCAAACGAGGAAGGGGUCAGCACGGUGGAGACUACCAUGGAGCUGGAAACAAGGGUUCAGGCCAACGGCAGAAUUUUAUGCGUCUUGGCUAUGAGACUGGAAACAAUCCAUUUUACCUCAGAUUCGGCCGUGAACCUUAUUAUAAAGGGCAUCAUUUGAGGAGGGAAUAUCCACCACUUUCACUGCAUCGACUGCAAACCCUCAUUGAUACAAACAGACUUGAUGCCUCUAAGCCUAUCGACCUUACAGCACUGUUAAACACUGGAAUAUUAUCUAUAAUUCCACACAGAAGACACGCAGGAAUUCAACUGACCGAUGAGGGUGCAGACAUUUUUAAAGCUAAAGUUAACAUUGAAAUCCAAUGGGCCUCGGAACCGGUGAUUGCAGCUAUUGAAAGGAAUGGUGGUGUUAUUACGACAAGCUAUUAUGAUCAACACAGCUUAUAUGCUGCUAUAGAUGCGGAAAAGUUUUUUUUGAGAGGUGAAGCUAUUCCUCGAAGGAUGUUACCGCCGGCAGAUUGCUUAGAAUAUUAUUCAAGCGCGGAAUCUCGUGGAUAUCUAGCAGACCCUGAAAAAGUAUCCCAAGAACGUUUAGUUCUGUCGCAAAAGUACGGGUAUAUUCUGCCAAAAAUUGAAGAUGAUCCUCAACUACCAAUGUUGUCGGAGAGAAAAGACCCUCGUCAAAUAUUCUAUGGUUUAGAACCCGGCUGGGUCAUCAGCCUCAAAGAUAAAGCCAUAUUAAAACCAAAAGCUGAAUACUUGAAAGAAUUUUAUAAAAGUUAAUUAUAUCCGUACAGAUGGGUUGUCGAAUAAAAAAUUACAUGUACAGUAGAACAAA
This is a messenger RNA of Athalia rosae (coleseed sawfly), 1076 nucleotides long. RefSeq names its product 39S ribosomal protein L15, mitochondrial (gene mRpL15). Gene Ontology annotation, biological process: translation. The transcript is spliced from 5 exons. The record is from RefSeq and is a predicted model, not a curated record. Gene Ontology annotation, molecular function: structural constituent of ribosome. Lineage: Eukaryota; Metazoa; Arthropoda; Insecta; Hymenoptera; Athaliidae. Gene Ontology annotation, cellular component: mitochondrial large ribosomal subunit. Bases 137 to 1021 code for a protein of 294 amino acids.